AUUCAGUUGAAAGCCAAGUCGUGAGUCAGUCAGUCAGUCAGUCAGUGAAGUCAAAUAAUUAAUUUGUGUCGAACGACGACGAGGAUGAAAGGUGAAAAUUAUUCUUUGGACGACAGUGUUGUGGUGAAUUUGCGGUCGGUGUCAGCGAUCGUCAUCACUGACUUCGACGGUAACCGGAUUGCGUCCCGGUGUUAUGUGGGGAAUUCAGCGGAAGUGACGGGGCUGGAGCGGAAGUUGAGAACGUUCCGGAAGGAGUCUCUCGUGGUUUUGGACGACCACGUUUGCUUGCUGGACUCGUGUUCUGACCUCAAAAUUUUCGUCAUUGGAUUCCCCGGUGCGAAUGAGUUGUUGUUGGAGGAAGUGAUGAAGUGCAUGACAGACAUGCUGAAGAUGUUGUUUGGCGACGUUCUCUGUUCUUCGCUCGUGUUGGAAAAUUUGCACGCUGUUUACCUGGUUCUUGAUGAGGUUUGCGAUCGUGGAAUUCUGUUGGAGCCCAGUGCAAAAGUGAUUCUCGACCGAAUGAAGGAAGGAACUGAACCCACGAUUUCAGAGGAUUUGACAGUUGGCGAGAAAAACCGGAAAACCGAAAAUAAGUAUGUUGAAAAUGUUGAGCAUGCUGCUGUUGUUGGUGGCAGUGGUUCAAAUGGCAACGGCCAUGAACGAUAUCCCAGUGGCCGCCACAAAUUGAACAAAAACUCAAUUUAUUUGGGUCACCGGCGGAUUGUGCACAGCACAGAGCCUCACUCGAUUCAUGCAAUGGCAUCUGCUGGACCAAUAAUGGACACGUAUACUUUAGCUGCCGAUUUCGUGCAGCCUCUGCAAGCCCCUAAAUUGGCAAAGGAAAUAAAGAAAACGGAAAACCCAGGAAGGCGGAUGCACAGUUACAGUGGACACGGUUCUUCUCGCCCAACUGUUCCCGGGAGGGUGGUAGUGUUCGUGUGGGUGCACGUGUCGGUGGCUGUGUUCGUGCCGGUGUUUGUGCCGGUGUUUGUGCCGGUGUUCGUGCCUGUGCGAGGUCGACACGGGCACCACCACAAGCACCAGCACCACGGCAAACCCAUGCACAAGAAGCCACACCACCACCACUACCAUCCUCAUCACCACCACCACCCUGGUGCACACAGGGGACACCCCCACAAGCACGUCAAGCACCAGCACCACCACAAGCACCACCUGGGAUCCAAUGACGCCAUGCCGAGCUUCGACUUCCAUGACAAUGACGGCAAUGACGGAUUCGCGGAGGAUUUUGACAGCAGCAGCAGCGGAGGGGGACACCCCCACAAGCACGUCAAGCACCAGCACCACCACAAGCACCACCUGGGAUCCAAUGACGCCAUGCCGAGCUUCGACUUCCAUGACAAUGACGGCAAUGACGGAUUCGCGGAGGAUUUUGACAGCAGCAGCAGCGGAGGCUUUUGCACAGAGAGUGGCUUUUUGUACCGGGAAGGGGUCGAAGCAAAAGAGAAUCCUUACAAGGGCAGCGGGAGUUCGGGUCAAGUCGCCUUUGAUUCCUCAGUGCCGCAA
Notodromas monacha is the source of this 1524-nucleotide messenger RNA. The record is from the annotation of a GenBank genome assembly. NCBI's taxonomy places the organism in Eukaryota, Metazoa, Arthropoda, Ostracoda, Podocopida, Cyprididae.